AUGCGCUUCACCGUCCCAGGCUCGGCCGUCACGCUCGAUACGGGGCGCUUCUCUCAGUCGCCCUUGCGAGGGAACAAGCGUGUCCGAUUGAUCACGCUCGUCCUCCUGCUGCUGGUCGUGGUGACUUGGCGUCCCAGUCCGCCGUUCCCGCCGGUGUACCCCGAAGCCGCGUCGGAGGGGGCUAUGCGGUUUGAGGGGCGUGUAGUAAGGUUUGAACAGACCCGAGGGAGCUAUAGCGAGCAAUUAUCCCGGAUAUUACUCUAUCAGCAGCUUGCAUUUGCGUCGGGCCGGUCCUACGCUUAUGACCCAAUACACGUCGACAGUACUUUGUUCAGAUGGCCAUGGCGCUCAGCGAGCCUACCACUAUCAGCGUUCCUCAUGCUGGACGGGGCGGUUCCAUCGUCCUCUUUACGCUGCUCAAGUACACAUACGGUCGUCGCGGACACGCUACAGCAAGUACAGAACGAGCUGAGUCGGGAUGGCGAGGCCUGCAUCCGGAUACAAGGGGAGAUACUCAAUGACGACUUCUUCUACUCUAGCGCACCUAUUGAUAUGGUCGACACAAUCAAGGCCCCACUAUACGUCCCCUCGCCGAGAGUGUUGGCUAUCGUCAACUCGGCCCUUCCUCAGAUCGCCCCAGAAUCCGGCAUGGCCGUUGCCGGAGGAAAAGCCGUUCAGCUUCGACACCUGCUCGUCCUCGAACUUCCAGGCGGUAAGGCAUGGGGCGCAAUAUGUCACGAAGCGUACGAGGACUCAAAACCCUUCUUUGGCUUCAACACCCUCCCAAAACACCCCGGGAACGAGAACAUGCCCCCGCCACUCACCAUGGCCAGUCCCGUCCGGAAGGGCGUCUACGAGGCCAAAUGCCAGCCCAAGAUGACAGACAUCAUCGCUCGAGCUCGCCGGAUGCGGAAGAAUCACCCCCUUCUCAAGUCGGCCUAUAUCGUCACGGACGCGCCGGAGAACUGGGUUAAUGAGGUCAGAAAGUGGUUGUUGUCGGAAGGGUGGGAGCGAAUCUGGAUAGGAAGAAGGGACGUCUGGGCAGGAGCUGCAGAGAGGGAAGUGGGCCAGGGGGUCGAGAUGGAGAUAGCGAGAAGAGCGGGGGUGUAUGUCGGGAACGGAUUUUCGCCAUUCUCGAGCAAUCUCGUCCUUGUCAGGCGGAAAGACGGGGUACAUCCAGAUCUGACGCAGUACUGGUGA
Molecule: messenger RNA, 1200 nt
Organism: Dioszegia hungarica
Lineage: Eukaryota; Fungi; Basidiomycota; Tremellomycetes; Tremellales; Bulleribasidiaceae
Exons: 8
Coding region: 1-1200 (399 amino acids)
Source: RefSeq, a predicted model, not a curated record